AUGCCCACCUCAGAAUUCCCACGGAACCUUUCCUUGCCAGACUACGCGUUCGUGAAGGGGAACUUCGACGUCACACCUGACAUCAAACGAGACUUUGAUGAGAAUGGCUACGUCAUCAUCAGGGGUAUUCUGGAUAAACAGGAGAUUGCGAAACUACGACAAGCGUUAGAGUUGGAGGAUGGAGUGAAGAAAAAUUCGUACGAGAUUCCCGACGGGUCCGGGAGGAACGUUCGUCUCUGUAUCUGGAGACACCCCGGAAAUGACGUCACAGCGAUGAUAGCCAGGAUGGAGAAAACGGCGGGGUUCAUGGGAAAGUUCCUGGGAGGAGAAGUGUACCAUUACAGCAGCAAGUUGAUUCAGAAGGAACCACACACAGGAGGACAAUUCAACUGGCACCAGGACUAUGGCUAUUGGUACAAGAGUGGGUGCCUGUUCCCGGACAUGGGAUCCCUGUACAUCGCCAUCGAUAAAACAGACAGGGAGAACGGUUGUAUGCAGGUACUGUCCGGCUCGCACAAGCUGGGCCGUAUUGACCACACGUUUGUGGGCGGGCAGCAGGGGGCGGACCUGGAGCGGGUCAACCACGUCAGGAAGCUGUUCGAUCUGGUUCACCUGGAGCUGGAUGCAGGUGACGCGUGUUACUUUCACUGCAACCUGCUGCACUGCAGCGGACAGAACAACUCCGCUAGGCGGCGCUGGGCCAUCAUCACAUCUUACAACCGCGCCACUAACAACCCCGUACCUGAGGAGUCCCACCCCUGGCCGCUGUACACACCUAUACAGAUGGUACCAGACGACGCAUUGGUGAAAUGUGAAAACUUCACAGACCUGAGCGGCAAGGCGUUCGUCGACCCAGCCUCCGACAAAACUGUCAAAGUUGACUCCAACUCGCUCCAGAAGUAGUGGCCAACAUAAGGGAAAGGCAGCUCCCAAAUUUAUAUCAUUUUGAUAAAUACGUUAAGGUAUACUGAGACUGCUGUCCGAUAAUAUCACAAAUUAAAGGAUUUUGCAUAAACAGCAUUUACAUGAAAUUUGUCAAAAGGUUGAUUCUUUCAACCUGCGACAGCCAUAUCAGUAUCAAUACAAAUUACAAGAAGCAAACAUCCACAAGGAUAGAUUACUAAGUUUGCACUAAGUAAAAUUUCAAUAAGGCUUAUAGGCCACAUCUGCAGACUGUGAAUACGUCCAGUUCGUAUUGCGGUUCUAACGUACUAAGUACUACAAAUGCGAACAAGUUCGGAAAAGAGCUAAAAGAGUGGAGAAUAAAAGAUCGAUGCGGAUUCAAAAUGUUACCAGCUGUA
This is a messenger RNA of Branchiostoma floridae (Florida lancelet), 1301 nucleotides long. RefSeq names its product L-proline trans-4-hydroxylase-like. NCBI's taxonomy places the organism in Eukaryota, Metazoa, Chordata, Leptocardii, Amphioxiformes, Branchiostomatidae. The record is from RefSeq and is a predicted model, not a curated record. The coding region runs from base 1 to 903 and encodes 300 amino acids. The transcript is spliced from 8 exons.